GAGGCAGCGGCGGUGGCGCGCGCCCGGGGAACCACCCGGCGCCGGGACCCGCCCCCCGAGCAGGCGGGCGGGAGGCGGGGCCGCGGCGGGCGGCGGGCUGCGCCUCGCGGGCCUCGGCGCUCGCAGACGCUCGGGGAACAUGGCGGCGGCGGAGCCGGCGGUCCCGGCCAUCCCCGGCAGCGCGGGCACGCCGUCGGGCGCGGUCCCCGUGCUCUUCUGCUUCUCGGUGUUCGCGCGGCCCUCGUCCGUGCCGCACGGCGCGGGCUACGAGCUUCUCAUCCAGAAGUUCCUCAGCCUGUACGGCGACCAGAUCGACAUGCACCGCAAAUUCGUCGUGCAGCUCUUCGCGGAGGAGUGGGGCCAGUAUGUGGACCUGCCCAAGGGCUUCGCGGUGAGCGAGCGCUGCAAGGUGCGCCUGGUGCCGCUGCAGAUCCAGCUCACUACCCUGGGAAAUCUCACUCCUGCCAGCACUGUGUUUUUCUGCUGUGAUAUGCAGGAAAGGUUCAGACCAGCCAUCAAGUAUUUUGGGGAUAUUAUUAGUGUGGGACAAAGACUGUUACAGGGGGCCCGGAUUUUAGGAAUUCCUGUUAUUGUAACAGAGCAGUAUCCCAAAGGUCUUGGAAGCACUGUUCAAGAAAUAGAUUUAACAGGUGUGAAACUGGUACUUCCGAAGACCAAGUUUUCAAUGGUGUUACCAGAAGUAGAAGCAGCAUUAGCUGAGAUUCCUGGAGUCAGGAGUGUUGUGUUAUUUGGAGUAGAAACUCAUGUGUGUAUCCAGCAAACAGCUCUGGAGCUGGUUGGCCGUGGUAUUGAGGUUCAUAUCGUUGCUGACGCCACCUCCUCGAGAAGCAUGAUGGACAGGAUGUUUGCUCUUGAGCGUCUUGCUCGAACUGGGAUCAUAGUGACUACGAGUGAGGCUGUCCUGCUGCAGCUGGUGGCUGACAAAGACCACCCCAAAUUCAAGGAAGUUCAGAAUCUGAUUAAGGCGAGCGCUCCAGAGUCGGGCCUGCUUUCCAAAGUAUAGGACGCUUGAAGGACUGGUAUGCUGCCCCCCGUCAGGUGACAGGACUGUAAGCCAGACAGGCUCUUGUUGCUCGUGGAAUUAAUGUGUUAGACUCAAAUUGGCUCCUUUUCUGUGCCCCUUAGUGAAAAUAGAACCUAACCCAUUAGACCAUUUGGGUACCAGCAUUUAGUUACAACUGUCCGAGGCUUCAGGGGCUGCUUUCCUUCUUUUGUUAAUGUGCUUUUAUUUAUUUAAAAAAAAAUUGCAACAGAGGUUCCUGUUGUGUCUAUACUGUGUACACUGAUCGUAACUUGCUAGAGUGCGUGCUCUGGUGACGUUUUCUUAAACUGCACACCGUCAGGGCAGGCACACCAAUCGUGGGCAGACACUCAUGUCAGUAUCACUCAUAUGUUAUCAUGUUUGUGUGGACUUAGUGCUUUUGUUUACAGGUUGCUUGAAACAGGAGUAUGAGAUGGGAAUUUAAAAGCAGGACUCUGGACUCUGUGACCCGUCUCCUUGCACAAUGCAGGCAACUGCCUUGUUCUCACCAGAUGAAAUUAUAUUGAUGAAUUAUGUAUCUUUCUUGUUUAUGCUAAUUUUCCUGUUCUGGUCACCAUCAUUCUCUGUUAAUGUUCUCCUUUUUAGCUGAAGCUUUUAGCUAGAGACUCACGGGGUCAUUGACUAUUUUAAUUUAUAGACAGAUGGGAUGAUUCGCAAUGCCAUAUAAUUGGUGGAGGGCUGUUAUAAAAUGUUUGAAGUAUUUCUCUGGCUGAAGAGCUGGACAACUGUCUUAAGAACAUCUAAUACGCACUAGAUUUAGCAGAGAGUUGAAUAAAAUGUAGUUCUAAACCAUCCAUAUUCUUUGAUAUUUUUCUCUACCUACCUUCCAAAUACUACAGUUAAUACAAAAAGAAAGCAUGAGUAAUGAUCUGGUAGUGUUAGUUUUGUAGUCAUUGCUACCGUUCAAUAAAUUUAUUUUCAUUCAAUACUUAUUAAGAUGGUUUUAAAACUUUUUUAAAAAUAUGUGAAUAUGGAACAUUGCCGUCUUUUAUAUUAAAGUCAUUGAAGAAAAUGUA
Manis pentadactyla (Chinese pangolin) is the source of this 2079-nucleotide messenger RNA. RefSeq names its product isochorismatase domain containing 1 (gene ISOC1). The transcript has 5 exons. NCBI's taxonomy places the organism in Eukaryota, Metazoa, Chordata, Mammalia, Pholidota, Manidae. Gene Ontology annotation, cellular component: cytoplasm. The record is from RefSeq and is a predicted model, not a curated record. The coding region runs from base 140 to 1024 and encodes 294 amino acids.